Molecule: messenger RNA, 1350 nt
Organism: Hydractinia symbiolongicarpus
Lineage: Eukaryota; Metazoa; Cnidaria; Hydrozoa; Anthoathecata; Hydractiniidae
Product: tRNA (adenine(58)-N(1))-methyltransferase catalytic subunit TRMT61A-like
Exons: 11
Coding region: 197-1279 (360 amino acids)
Biological process (GO): tRNA methylation
Cellular component (GO): nucleus; tRNA (m1A) methyltransferase complex
Source: RefSeq, a predicted model, not a curated record
CUCUACUAGACAACCAGGAACGUGCCUGAUCGGUUUGUGACGCAAGACAUUUGCAAUAAAGCCGUUGAACAUUAUCCCUUUAUACUUAAGUAUAUGUAUAGAUGAAAUCUUCGGACCUUGUUGGAAUGUAUAUAAAUGGUACUCUGUUACUGGUGCUCUGUAGAACUAUGUGACACCGUCAGGUGCCCCAUGAGAUAUGACCCUCCAGAUAUCAUCCACCAUGAGUUUUGAUAAGAAUAAAAAAUAUAUAGAAGAAGGAGACACAGUGAUGUUAUAUCUAGGACGUCAAUCAUUGAUGACAAUUAAAGUGGAUUCAAGUAAAACACAUCAAACAAAAUUUGGAGCUUUUUCACACAAAGAACUAAUUGGAAAGUCAUUUGGUGCUAAGGCAUACUCAAAGAAUAAAAAGGGUUGGAUCUGGCUACUUCAUCCAACUCCAGAAUUAUGGACAGUAACUUUACCACACAGGACACAAGUACUGUAUAGUACAGAUAUAUCACUAAUAACGCUUCUGUUGGAACUAAAGCCUGGAUCUGUAGUUGUAGAAUCAGGUACAGGAAGUGGUUCAUUAUCACAUGCAAUAGUUCGUUGCAUCAAACCUAAUGGCCACUUGUAUACAUUCGAUUUUCAUCAACAAAGAGUUGAAAAAGCCAGGGAAGAAUUUAAAGAUCAUGGUUUCAGUGGUUACGUCUCGUGCGCAUGUGCAGAUGCAUGUAAAGAUGGCUUUGGUAUGGAAGAUGGAGCCGAUGCUGUCUUUUUAGACUUGCCAGCUCCUUGGGACGCUGUUCCACAUGCAAAACGUGCGUUAAAGAAGUCAGGUGGUCGAAUAUGCUCGUUUUCUCCUUGCAUCGAACAAGUUCAACGUACAUGCGACGUGUUGCAGCAGCAUCGCUUUUGUGAAAUAAAAGUGAUGGAAUGUCUUCUUCGCACAAUAAAUGUUCAAAUGGUGUCUUACCCAGAAGCUAAUCUAGAUGUUUUAUUUUCUCAGGAAUUGACGACUAAAAUGUCUGCCAUGGAACCAAUUACAUCAUCUGCAGAGAAGCGGGUAAAAGUUAAUGUCUUAGAAAAAUGGACCGAUAUGGAAACUGAUGUAACGCUGGCAGCCGACCAAGUUAGGAAAGAUAAAAGACGCAUAGUAGGUCUUGACAACACGAGCAAAUCUAUGAAUGCAAGCGCACUUACUCUAAAAAAUAGCAAAGAAAUGCCUGGUCACACUGGCUAUUUGACAUUUGCGUCUACGUAUCCACGUUGGUUGAAACAACGUGAAAAAAACUAUUAGAUUUACAUAUGGAAUAAAUAGAUCAAGUGAUAAUCUGUCAGAAAAGAAUACAUAAUGGACUCUCCCGAAAA